This is a messenger RNA of Lindgomyces ingoldianus, 942 nucleotides long. RefSeq names its product HlyIII-domain-containing protein. Gene Ontology annotation, cellular component: membrane. NCBI's taxonomy places the organism in Eukaryota, Fungi, Ascomycota, Dothideomycetes, Pleosporales, Lindgomycetaceae. The transcript is spliced from 3 exons. The coding region runs from base 1 to 942 and encodes 313 amino acids. Gene Ontology annotation, molecular function: signaling receptor activity. The record is from RefSeq and is a predicted model, not a curated record.
AUGGCCGAGGCAGAGUCGCCCACCAAUUCCGACAUAUCAACGGAUCCUCUGACCAGCACCCCUUCCAAUUCGAAGUGGCCUCAGAUUGGCCACUGGGAUUCCGUUCCACUGUGGUUGCGCGACAACGAAUUCAUCCGCACUGGCCAUCCGUUACCUACAUUUUCUCUCCAAAAAUCGUUUCGCCUGUGGUUUUGUAUUCACAAUGAGUUCGUCAAUAUUCAUUCUCAUGCGUUUGGUUCAUCUCUCGCCUUAGCGGCUGGAGCCGUUCUUCUUGCGAAAUCAUAUACACCGGACCUGCCGCCCAGUGCUAGCCUUCCAUCCAGCGCUGGCUUAGGUGAUCGCCUGGCAUUCGCAGCGUUCUUUGGAGCCUCUGCUCUUUGUUUUGGGUUUAGCGCUAUAUUUCACACGCUCAGGAGCCAUUCGUAUAACGUACAUCACUUCUGGGGCCGAAUGGACAUUAUAGGCAUUAAUAUACUCGUCUUGGGCGGCGGCGUGUCAGCAAAUUACUAUGCGCUUCAUUGCCAUACAACGCUUCAAAGGAUAUACUGGAUAACAAUUCUUGGUUCAUGCGUGUUAGCAUCAAGCACUCUCGUCGUCGGCAAACACAGAUCCCCAAAAUGGCGCACUCUACGAGGUGGUGUAUUUGCUCUACUGGGCCUUUCAGCAAUGCUACCUAUCAUCCACGGUAUCGGGCGUUUAGGAUGGGUCAACGCGAAACAGCACAUCGGAGCUCAGUGGUAUCUGCUCGAGGCUAUAUCGCUCUUGACAGGUGUCACUCUCUUUGUAACAAGGCUACCAGAAAAAUUAAGGCCGGGUUCAUUUGACAUCUGGGGAAAUUCUCAUCAAUUAUUUCAUUUUUGUGCUGUGGGGGCUAUGGUAUUUCAUUUCUUUGCACUAAGAAAGGGAUUUGAAUAUGUGCAUUCAACCUCAGAGUCAUAUUAA